Colletotrichum graminicola M1.001 is the source of this 1368-nucleotide messenger RNA. Its product is annotated as BAH domain-containing protein. The coding region runs from base 1 to 1368 and encodes 455 amino acids. Gene Ontology annotation, molecular function: chromatin binding. NCBI's taxonomy places the organism in Eukaryota, Fungi, Ascomycota, Sordariomycetes, Glomerellales, Glomerellaceae. The record is from RefSeq and is a predicted model, not a curated record. The transcript is spliced from 4 exons.
AUGUCCACCUCGCGCAAGCGCCCUCGCGCCGAGGUCGAGGAGAACAAGGCUGAAUGCCCUUUUAGCGUCACCUACGCCGAGCCCGAUACCAAGGCACAGAAGAAGUCAAAGAAGAGAAGGAAACCGGAACAGGAAGAGGAGGACGGGAAGAAAAGCUCUAAGCAACUCUCUCCCUUCUCACCUUCCGGCGAUUUCAACGGCAAGAGCGCCAACGAUGUCUUGGAUUUGGAAUAUAAUGUGCACCCCCAGAAGAAGUGGCUGGAGAUGACACGCUACAACAGCUUCGUUCUGAAUGGAACCAAGUACUUCAGCGAGGGGUUUAUCUACGUAGCAAAUGAUCAGACCGUUCAACGUCAAAAAGCCGCUGCGGAUGGCGCGACAGAUGCCAACGAACCGGAGAAGGUGCUGAAGCGAUCCAAGUCCGAGGAUGACUGGGUAGCCCGCAUUCUGGAGAUCCGCGCUAGCGACGAGCAUCAUGUCUACGCGCGUAUCUACUGGAUGUAUUGGCCGGAGGAGCUGCCCGAGGGCACGAUGGAAGGAAAGAGAUAUACUGGAGGUCGCCAGCCGUAUCACGGUCAUAACGAGCUGAUCGCCUCCAACCACAUGGACAUCAUCAACGUUGUCAGUGUAACACUGCCUGCCAACGUCAAACAAUGGAUCGAGGAGAAUGACGACGAGAUCCAGGAGGCGCUCUACUGGCGCCAGGCCUUUGACUGCCGGACCCAGCAACUCUCGUCAGUCGAACGCACCUGCAGAUGCCGACAGCCCGCCAACCCGGACAAGACCUUGAUUGGAUGCUCGAACAAGGAAUGCGGGAAAUGGCUCCAUGAACAUUGCCUUCGAGAAGACGCCUUAAUGCGAACCUACGACCGACUCGGCAGAGACAAACCCCACUUUAACGCGAUGCCUCCGGUAGACCGCACGACUUCGGUCGCAGAUAGCGACAUUAAGGAGGAAAAGAAAUUGGACAACGGUGUCAACGGCCCACUCAGCCCCAGCGAAAGCGGUGCCGAUGUUAAACAAACAAUUGAUGCGAAGCCCAGUGACGCGCCGGAGGAAACAAAUGGACAAUCUGCAACAGAAGGGACUCCCGCGGUUCUUGAUGAGCGUGUCUCGCAACCGCCAACGACUCCUGCCACACCAUCUGCGCUGGAGCUCUCGGGAACAUCUCGCAAGAUCAGAUCCGGAAAGAAGAAGGCCUCUGCAAGCGAUGCGAAGCCUUGGGAAGGCCUGUUUGAAGCGAAAAUACUGAUGGACAUGAACCCGACCAGGAUUGAGAUCAAGGACCUCCGAGAGAACGUCACCGAAGGAGACAAGGUGUGGACUGAGCCACUGCUCUGCCUUGUUUGCGAAGUGGAGAUUAGCUGA